Molecule: messenger RNA, 996 nt
Organism: Bactrocera neohumeralis
Lineage: Eukaryota; Metazoa; Arthropoda; Insecta; Diptera; Tephritidae
Product: odorant receptor 83a-like
Exons: 3
Coding region: 1-996 (331 amino acids)
Biological process (GO): detection of chemical stimulus involved in sensory perception of smell; sensory perception of smell
Cellular component (GO): plasma membrane
Molecular function (GO): odorant binding; olfactory receptor activity
Source: RefSeq, a predicted model, not a curated record
AUGAUUCCAGCAAGGGAACGAAAUAUCGGUAAAGCCGAGCGUUGUGCGAACCCGAACGGUUGCAUAUCGAACGAAAAUCGUUGCGAUCUAUUCCGAUAUAUGCGUUGGCUUUUGUAUAUAACUGCGAUACGUCCAAUACCGUUUGAAGAAUUUCUGCCGACCCGCUUUCAUCGUUACAGUGUACUACUUAAUUUAAUUCUGGACAUAUUUCUCGAUUUAAUGGUGUUUCAUAUGUUAGUGCUCUACCUCUGUACUAUUUACAUCAAUUAUAAAAAUGGCGAUUUAGACUUUCUAAUAAGUGUGGGCAUACAGGCGUUGUUGUACUUUUAUGCUACUCUCGUAAAGUUUAUUUUUCGACGUGUGUACCCCGAUCUUACCAAUGGAAUUUUGGAUUACUUCAAUGAAGAAUAUAUAGUUCAUUCGGCUGUCGAAUUACGAGAUAAAGAACAGAUGCCAAAGAAGGAGAUCAAUGAGUAUUAUGUUACGGACGAAUUACCUUUCGAUUUGGAUUGCUUAUCUCACGUACUAAAUUCAACUGAUACAGCGAGACCUCGUAGCUUUCGAGAAGCCUUUAAGUACGUUUUAAGGCCUUGUGUCGAACAUCAUAUUUUCAUUAUGGAUGUUUUGCGUAAAGUGGAGAGAUUAUUUAGUUUUACGUGGUUGGUGAAAACGUUUGAGGUCACACUCUUCAUUUGCAUGGCCGCCUUUAAUAUAGUCAAGUUAUCGGAGGGCAAAACUUUUCUGAAGUUAUUUUCUAUAAGUCAUUACUUGUUUUUGGGGCUGAGUGAAUUAUUUAUGAUUUGCUAUGCCAGCGAGAUAAUCUAUAUAGGAAGUCAACGCUGCGGUGAGGCUCUAUUACGUAGUCCUUGGUACUUGCAUCUCCGUGAGGUACGCGCCGAUUAUCUGUUAUUUUUGACGAGUGCUCAAAAACUUUCAACUGGCAAAAUUUAUCCCUUACGAUUGGAAAAGUUUCGUGGGGUAAGCAGUUUAUUCUGA